GCGCCCCCCAGAUGCCUGCGGAGACUCCCGGGAGACUCCCGGGAAAGGUUCGCGCUUUGCCUCAAGGUGGCUCCAAGGAUCUUCCGUAGCCAUUUUGGCUCAAGUCUUGUCUCGAAUUUUACCGCACCUGUGCAUCAGCCACUGACCAAUCCGCAACGCAUCUUCGGUUCGCGUCAUCUCCGUCAUGCGCGCGGCUGCGCUUCCUGCGCUGAUCGUUGAUGCCGUGCUACAGGCGACUCCAGUGCAUUCUCUUCGCGCGCUGCCCCCCCAGUCGCCCCUGUGGCAGGCCCUCUAUCCAUAGACCGCGCCUUUUGAAGAUCAGGAGGAGCCCGAGGACAACGAGUUCGAGGUACGCGUGACGCCCGACGAGGUGAAGGCCCUCUUUCCGGAGGGCGCGAAGAUGGUUGCUUGUCCCAGCCGUCUUGGUUUUAGAGGUGCCCGAAAGCUUUCUGUCCAUGAUGCCACCGACGGGCUAGGUUCCAGGAUCCUGAACGUCAUCGGUGCUCUGAGGUACGCUGAGAAGAUGAAUGUUGGCUUCGGGGGGUUGGUCUCACUGGGGGGGGGGCGCCAUCGUCACACAACGUGAAUAUCUCUGCCGGAUUGCAUGCGUUUGUUGCGUGUGACCUAUACGUUGACGCUCUGCCGCAAGAUACGCAGGUACUCCCGUCUGUACAAGCUCUAAGUCAGCAGCUCGGUAAGGGCGCAAUUGCAAACGAGGCCCACGUUUAUGUAGAGAGCCGUGAUGACUUCAAGGGGGCGAAUUACGGCAUCCAGAUUUCUUCGACUCUAUUGGCAGCAUUGAGGGCCAGCAACGCACCUAUCAUGCAGAUGCCCCUGGUGCGUUUCCAACCCCGCGACCUCAACGUUGCCGUCCAUGUACGCCGGGGAGACGUGGAUGAUUGGGUCCCUGGGAGAGCUACGAGCCACGAGUAUUACGUUUGGCUGAUAAACAUCAUGUGGAGCAAGGUGCCCUACGCGAAGUUCCACAUCUUCAGCGAGAAGCGUCGGCGCAGCAACAACACCGACGAGUUCGACCAGUACAGCAAGCUGGGUGCCACUGUGAACCUGGACACAGAAGCAACUGAAACGCUUGCGCAUUUUGCCAGGGCCGAUGUCCUUGUUACUGCAAAGAGCAGCUUCUCAUACGCUGCAGCCCUGUUGAACCCGAAUUGUGAGCUUUACCAGAGGUGGAUGUUGGCGGUGCCUGGGUGGGUGCCACGACCAAAGUCAGAAAAUCUUGGAAACGACGCUACUGAAAUGCUCAGUCAGCAGAUCGGCAGCUGCAUGCUGAGCAUCGCAGCGCGGAAGUAUGGCGGACAGGAGUGAGCCAGGGUUUCUACAGCGAGGUUUGCUCGCUUGUAUGAUCCUUCCAUUCGCGUGAUUAUCAUAGCGCUGCAGUGGCCGCAUCAGGCAGUAUUACACGCCGCCUUGCUGCAUUUUGUAAGGGAUAGUUGUAGUUGAGAAUAAACGCAAUCAUUCCAAACCAUUUCGUGGUGUUGGAUCCUCGUUUUGAAGAGAACACCCAGCGUCCCUCCUUC
Prorocentrum cordatum is the source of this 1538-nucleotide messenger RNA. NCBI's taxonomy places the organism in Eukaryota, Dinophyceae, Prorocentrales, Prorocentraceae. The record is from the annotation of a GenBank genome assembly.